Molecule: messenger RNA, 2295 nt
Organism: Calliphora vicina (urban bluebottle blowfly)
Lineage: Eukaryota; Metazoa; Arthropoda; Insecta; Diptera; Calliphoridae
Exons: 1
Coding region: 39-2162 (707 amino acids)
Molecular function (GO): kinase activity; pseudouridylate synthase activity
Source: RefSeq, a predicted model, not a curated record
UUAAAAGUAAAGAUUCAGUGAUAGUAAUACGACUCGUCAUGAUUUUAAGAAAUUUAAAAAAUAUUAAAAAUCUUUCCAGAAGGAAUUUGUCCGGCUUCCAGAACUUGCUUGAUAUUCAUCCUAGUGUUAAAAAUGCCUUGCAGCAACAUGAGCCGGUAGUGGCCUUAGAAUCCACUAUUAUUACACAUGGCAUGCCUUAUCCACAAAACUUGGAAACUGCCUUUGAAGUUGAGGAUAUAGUGAGAUCCGUUGGUGCUACACCCGCAACUAUAGCCCUUAUAGAUGGUCGACUUAAGGUGGGCCUAUCUAAAGAUGACAUUGUCCAAUUGGCGAAAAUGGAUAGAGAAGAAGUUAUAAAGUCUUCACGCAGAGAUUUGCCUUAUGUAAUAGCCAAUGCGAAAUGUGGUGGCACAACGGUAGCCGCAACUAUGAUUGUGGCUCAUAUGGCGGGUAUAAAAAUAUUUGCUACAGGUGGUGUGGGAGGUGUUCAUCGUGAUGGCCACAUCACAAUGGAUGUAUCGGCUGAUUUGGUGGAAUUGGGACGAACUCCAGUAACAGUAGUUAGCAGUGGUGUAAAAUCCAUAUUGGACAUACCACGUACAUUGGAAUAUCUGGAGACGCAAGGUGUCUGUGUGGCUGCAUUUAACAGCGAAGGGGGUAAAUUUCCCGAUUUCUAUACUCGAGACAGUGGUUGCAAAGCCCCUUACAACCUACAGAAUCCCCAAGAAGCAGCUAAACUUAUUAAUGCUUUGCAUCAGUUACAGUUGCAGUCAGGCAUAUUAAUUGGUGUACCCAUACCCCACGAAUAUGCAGCAGACAAGGAUUUAAUUACCGCUGCUAUAAAUCAAGCCUACAAGGAUGCUGUCGAGAAUGAAGUAGAGGGCAAAGAAGUUACUCCAUUUUUAUUGGCUGCUAUAGCGAAAAUAACAGGAGGUUCUAGUCUUAAAUCAAAUAUAGCUUUAAUUAAAAACAAUGCUAAUAUUGCUGCCCAAAUUGCUUGUGAAUUAAGCAAUACUGUUAAAAAUAAUAAUCAUGCAUGGUCCGAACAUUUAAACAAUAACUUGGAAGUGUCUGCGAAAAAACCCUUAAUAAUUGGUGCCUCAAUGUUGGAUCUUUGCCUUACCAUGCUGGACGACAUACCCUUGACUUUAGACGGAGCUACAUAUCAUACACAUGCCAAGGAAUCGGGCGGUGGUGUGGGUCGAAAUCUUGCCGAGGCCAUUUAUAAACUUUAUGGUGCGGCCAAUUUUGUUUCGGUCGUAGGUAAAGAUCAUAUGGGCCAAAGUUUAUUGCAGUUAAUACCAGAAUCUGUGCGCAAAGGCGUUCUGAUUGACCAGGAAAAAACUACUUCUAUUUGUUCUAUAAUAUUUGAUAAAUCUGGAAAUUGUAAGAUGUGUUUAGCCAACAUGGAAAUACACAAAUCUAUAACACCACAGGUUAUAAAACAACAAAAGGAACUAUUCAAACGUACACCAUUGGUAAUAAUAGACGGUAAUUUAGGCAUAAACACUAUUGAAAAAAUAUUGGAAUUAUCUUUGCAAUACAAUAAACCGGUAUUUUUUGAGCCCACUGACAUGUUAAUCGCUGGAAAACCUUUUGAACUGGACACAACGCUUACGCAGCAAAUACGUAUUGUCACACCCAAUGUUUUUGAACUCAAAGCAAUUGUAGAAUCAAUAACUGGCAAAACGAUUAGUUGGGACCCAAAUAGAUCCCUCUCAUCGCUUGAUCUACUACUCAAGGAAUGUAAGGAUUUGUUAAAGUUAAUUGAAAAUAAAUUUGACUGUAUUGUCGUCACUUUGGGAGCCCAUGGUGUCUUGGUUAAUUUACGUGGUGGUAGUUUUGAACAAAAAAUGUUUGAACCAACGACUGGUGCCUAUAUUAAUAACAAAACAAAUCAGUUUACUUCACGCAUGUAUGCUGCUCCGUCUGUUGAGAAUAUUGUAAAUGUCUCGGGUGCCGGUGAUAGUUUAUCGAGUGGUUUUAUAACUGGUUUAAUACGUGGUUUAACUCUCAAUGAGAGCAUCGCUUUCGGGUUUCUUGCCGCUAAACGAUCUUUGCAAUCGAACUCUGCCGUGCCUGAACAAUAUUUCGAAAAUACCCAGGAAGAGCAAGAACUUUUGAGCAAUGAGAUUGCUGCAUUAAAGUACAAAAAUAUAUAAUAUGAAAUUUAUAUGAAUUUAAAUAAAUAAAGAAUGCAUUUUUAUUUUUUCAUGUUUUAAUAACUUUAUUAAUAAGCCCAUCUGUAAAUAAAUUGAAAAAAUAUAAAAUAAAUUUAAAGAUUACAUUCCCUAA